Saimiri boliviensis boliviensis (Bolivian squirrel monkey) is the source of this 7723-nucleotide messenger RNA. Lineage: Eukaryota; Metazoa; Chordata; Mammalia; Primates; Cebidae. The record is from RefSeq and is a predicted model, not a curated record.
AUGGUGGCCCUCUUAAGAGACAGAUCCGUGCAGCAGGAUAGCACCUCUGUUGUCCUCCCAGACCAGCAGUGGGUGCACGCAGGCCUUGCAGGCCGUUUCCUGCCCUGGAAUGCUGCUGUCAUUCGGACCCAGCACACCUCAGUGUCAGAGAGGGCUGGUUUGUUUGAAACGGACUGUUAUUUCAAAGGAUGGUGUCCCCUCCCCAACCACAGGAAUGAUCCAAACCUGUUUUCUGGGGCCCAGAAUUUGCUGGAGCCUGGGGCCCUGCAGGGCCACAGGAAGAGCAUCAGCAGCAUGGACAGCAGCAUGGACGGGGAGAGAGGGGCUCAGAGCCUGGAGAGCUCCUUGGGGGCUGGGACAGGAAGUCACCAAAUCCUGUGCGCAGGUGACUCCACUGUUACAGGGGCUUCAGAUUCUGACACAGAGAAAAGUGACAGAGCUCAGAGCACCAGUGAAGAAGCAACUCCCAGUCGGGCUGGCUCUGUAGCCAACGAUAGUUUGAAAACAUCUGGACAAGAAUCUAGUGGGACUGCUGGAGCAACUCAAAAAACUUCCAGUAGCCCUGGGCCCAGUCUUGUGUUUGACAGUAAAGCUGUUUUCAUCAGUCCAACCAAUGUGAUCUUAACCUGGAAUAGUAGCAACCCAGCUCCUUCCGAGUACAAGUGUGCAGUGAAGAAUGAGAUGGAAAAUGAGACAACAAUUUCUGUUGCACAUCACAAGUGGUGUAACGUCACAGACUUACAUCCAGCGACUUCAUAUGUGUUCACCAUUACUCCAGAAAUAGGCAAUAAGACCUGGGGAGAUCCCACAGUCAUAAAUGUCACCACAGAGCCGAUUCCAGUGUCUGACCUCAGUGUUGACACAGAUUUGAGGAACGUUACUGUCACCUGGAGCAAUGGUAACGACACUGCCUCCUGCCGGAUGCUUCUUGAAAGCCUUGGAAGCCACGAGACGUCGACCCAAGACUUCGCGGUCAAUAUCUCGGACCUGAAGCCAGGGUUUAAAUACAACAUCAACCCAUAUCAUCUAAAAUCAAACGAGACAAAGGGAGCCUUCCCAGGCACAGAAGGUCGCAUGGAUGCCAACAACACAGAGGAAAGCCAGGCAGGGAGCCCCACUGCCCCUGUGCGCCAAGAGUUCCCAUCCUCCGGCCAGCAGUCCCGAGUCACGGAAGUCCUGCUUGUUGGGUUAAAGCCUGGCACCCGGUACAAUGCCAUCGUUUAUUCCCAAGCAGCGAAUGGCAUGGAAGGACAGCCCCGGACCAAAGAGUUCAGGACAUAUGCUCCUCAGGUUUUUGACGUCACUGUUGUGAACAUCAGUGCCACAACCCUGACCCUGACCUGGAAAAUCAAUGAUAGCGACCCGUCCUCUGUCUAUACCUACAAGAUAGACGUGGUGGGGGAGAUGCAUUCCUUCAAUGUCACCGUCAGCGAGCCUCACGCCACCAUCUCAGGCCUCUGCUCCAGCACCUUCUACAACAUCACAGUGUGUCCUUUCCUGGGUGGCACCCAGGGCACACCGGGCUUCCUCCAAGUGUACACCCCCCCUGCUCCAGUUUCCGACUUCCGAGUGACAAUGGUCAGCACGAGGGAGAUCAGCUUAGCAUGGAGCGGCAGUGACGCAGAAUCCUUUAAGAUGUGUAUCACUCUGGAGGGAGCUGGCAAGUCUUGGGUAAAAACAACCACCAACCAAAGUAUUACCAUUGGUGGCUUGCUCCCCGGAACCAAGUAUUGCUUUGAAAUAUUUCCACAAGGACCAAAUGGGACCAAAGGGGCAUCUCAGACCGUUUGCAGUAGAACUGCUCCCAGCGCAGUGUCUGACAUCCGCGUGGUCGACGUCACCACCACGGAGAUGGAGCUGGAGUGGCAGAACCCAGACAAUGCUUCUGAGUAUGUCUACCAUUUAGUCAUAGAGCCCCAGCAUGGCUCUAACCCCACAAACACGUCUGACAAAACGGUCACUCUCCAGGGCCUGAUCCCGGGCACCUUAUAUAACAUCACCAUCUUUCCAGAAGUGGAGCACGUCCGGGGACACUCCACCUCCAUUGCACGGUACACACGGCCCAGCAAUGUGUCCAACAUUGACGUAAGCACCAACACCACAGCAGCGACUUUACGUUGGCAGAACCUUGAUGGCGCCUCUCCCACAUACUCCUACCGCCUUCUUAUUGUGAAGUUUGGAGAUGCCAGCAACGAAACACUAGUCACGGACGUUGGAAUGACUGAAGCCACAGUCACUGAAUUAACGCCUGGUUCAUCAUACACAGUGGAGAUCUUUGCUCGAGUAGGGGGCGUGAUGGAGUCACUGGAACCUGGCAGGAAGUCAUUCUGUACAGAUCCGGCAUCUGUGGCCUCCUUCGACUGCGAAGUGGUCCCCAAAGAGCCAGCCCUGGUUCUCAGAUGGACUUGCCCUCCUGGUGCCAAUGCAGGCUUUGAGCUGGAAGUCAGCAGUGGAGCCUGGGACAAUGCGACCCAGCUGGAGAGCUGCUCCUCUGACAAUGACACUGAGUACAGGACGGAAGUCAUGUAUUUGAAUUUCUCUACCUCCUAUAACAUCAGCAUUACCACCGUGUCCUGUGGAAAGAUGGCAGCCCCCACCCAGAACACCUGCACCACUGGCAUCACAGAUCCCCCUCCUCCAGAUGAAUCCCCUAAUAUUACAUCUGUCAGUCACAAUUCAGUAAAGGUCAAGUUUAGUGGGUUUGAAGCCAGCCACGGACCCAUCAAAGCCUAUGCUGUCAUUCUUACCACCGGGGAAGCUGGUCACCCUUCUGCCGAUGUCCUGAAAUACACAUAUGAGGAUUUCAAAAAGGGAGCCUCAGAUACUUACGUGACAUACCUCAUAAGGACAGAAGAAAAGGGACGUUCCCAGAGUUUGUCUGAAGUUUUGAAAUAUGAAAUCGAUGUUGGCAAUGAAUCAACCACGUUUGGCUAUUACAAUGGGAAGCUGGAACCUCUGGGCUCCUACCGGGCUUGUGUGGCUGGCUUCACCAACAUUACCUUUCACCCUCAAAACAACGGGCUCAUCGACGGGGCCGAGAGCUAUGUGUCCUUUAGUCGCUAUUCAGAGGCCGUUUCCUUGCCCCAGGAUCCAGGUGUCAUCUGUGGAGCGGUUUUUGGCUGUAUCUUUGGUGCCCUGGUUAUUGUGACUGUGGGAGGCUUCAUCUUCUGGAGGAAGAAGAGGAAAGAUGCAAAGAAUAAUGAAGUGUCCUUUUCUCAAAUUAAACCUAAAAAAUCUAAGUUAAUCAGAGUGGAGAAUUUUGAGGCCUACUUCAAGAAGCAGCAAGCUGACUCCAACUGUGGGUUUGCGGAAGAAUAUGAAGAUCUGAAACUUGUUGGAAUUAGUCAACCUAAGUAUGCAGCGGAAUUGGCUGAGAAUAGAGGAAAGAAUCGCUAUAAUAAUGUUCUGCCCUAUGAUAUUUCCCGAGUUAAACUUUCGGUCCAGACCCAUUCAACGGAUGACUAUAUCAAUGCCAACUACAUGCCUGGUUACCACUCCAAGAAAGAGUUUAUUGCCACACAAGGACCUUUACCAAACACUUUGAAAGAUUUUUGGCGUAUGGUUUGGGAGAAAAAUGUAUAUGCCAUUAUUAUGUUGACCAAAUGUGUUGAACAGGGAAGAACCAAAUGUGAGGAGUAUUGGCCCUCCAAGCAGGCUCACGACUAUGGGGACAUAACUGUGGCGAUGACAUCAGAAAUUGUUCUUCCGGAAUGGACCAUCAGAGAUUUCACAGUGAAAAAUAUCCAGACAAGUGAGAGCCACCCUCUGAGACAGUUCCAUUUCACCUCCUGGCCAGACCACGGUGUUCCUGACACUACUGACCUGCUCAUCAACUUCCGGUACCUUGUUCGUGACUACAUGAAGCAGAGUCCUCCUGAAUCGCCGAUUCUGGUGCAUUGCAGUGCUGGGGUUGGAAGGACGGGCACUUUCAUUGCCAUUGAUCGUCUCAUCUACCAGAUAGAGAAUGAGAACACCGUGGAUGUGUACGGGAUUGUGUAUGACCUUCGAAUGCACAGGCCUUUAAUGGUGCAGACAGAGGACCAGUAUGUUUUCCUCAAUCAGUGUGUUUUGGAUAUUGUCAGAUCCCAGAAAGAUUCAAAAGUAGAUCUCAUCUACCAGAACACGACCGCAAUGACAAUCUACGAAAACCUUGCGCCCGUGACCACGUUUGGAAAGACAAAUGGUUACAUCGCCUGAUUCCAAAGGAAAAACCCUUCUGGAGUGAAGCAGAUGGUUGCGCCCACAGCAAAGGCCCACGCCCCGGUGUCGACAUGUUUUUAUAUGUCUAAUAUCCUAAUUCUUUGUUCUGUUUUGUGAGAACUAAUUUUGAGGGCAUGAAGCUGCACAUGACAGAUGACAGACUGGGGCUGUGGGGGACUGUGGGCGGGUGGGGGGCCAAUCACCUGCAUUCCUGAUGACCAGUGGGAUGAGGUCACUUUUUUUUUUCCCCUUGAGGAUUGUGGAAAAACCAGGAAAAGUGAGCUAUGAUUUUUUUUUUUUUUUCCAAAACAGUUUCUUUUUUAAAAAAAGACUAUUUUAUAUGAUUCACAUGCUAAGCCAGGAUUGCAUUGGGUUGAAUAUAUUUUAAGUAUCAGAGGUCUAUUUUUACCUACUGUAUCUUGGAAUCUAGCUGAUGGAAAAUACCUAAUUGUGGAUGAUGAUUGCGCACGGAGGGGUCUGUGGCGCCUCUUCGGAUGGGUUUUCUAUUUGAACAUGUGCCUUUUCUGAAUUAUGCUUCCACAGGCAAAACUCAGUAGAGAUCUAUAUUUUUGUACGGAAUCUCAUAAUUGGAAUAUACGGAAUAUUUAAACAGUAGUUUAGCAUCAGAGGUUGGCCUCCUCAGUAACAUUCUUGUUCUCAUUUGAUCAGGGGAGGCCCCUUUGCCCCGACCCCACUUCCCCAGCCCCCUGUACAUUUGUGCUCCAUUUUUUUCUUCCUUUUUCCUUCCCACUUUUUCCAAAGACUCUUCUGUUGUCAACAUUUCAGCCCAUUGGUUGGGUGAGAAUGGAGACUUGAAUAUCACCUUGAGAAUUUCUGUGGGUGGGAGUGGGAGAAGCAGAGGAAUCCUACAGUGACAAAAAUCUUUCUUGUCCCUGUAUUAUCCUUUUUCUCAUGUCUGUAUUUGGUAUGAAGGAUUAUUUAAAGGUGCAAUAUGUGACUUAGUGAUUCAUGAUGUUCUAGGUUUUUAGUAACGUUUUACUCAGGUUGGUAUUUUAUGCGUCUGUGUCCGUGUGUGUGUGUGUAUGUGUGUGUGUGUGUGUUCAGAAGCGUGGCAAUCUGUGAACACUUCGGUGUGAAUUCGGUGUCAGAUUAACCCUUCCUUCCCCAAAGUCCACUGGCUUUAGUCUCUCUCUGCCAUGACGCAUAUCGGAAUCUACUGUGUGUAUAUAUAUAUAUAUAUAUAUAUAUAUAUAUAUAUAUAUAUACACUAAGCUCUCAAAAACAGUCAUUCCUAUGAAUUGAGGUGUACAAAGUUUGAAUUUGUAUCAAAGAUGUAAUUAUUAUUUUUAAAACCUCUUUUCACUAUACUGCUGCUGUAAUUACUUUGAUUUUUAAAAUGUAGAUUAAUUUGUUGUUGUUGUUGUUGUUGUUGUUUUUGCUUCAAGUGUGUAUCCACCAAGAAUUUCAGAAUUUAUGUGGAUUUAUUUUAUUGGUACAUAAUCUGUAAACUUCUCAAGGCAUUAACAUGAAAAGAAUUUCUUCUUCUUUUUAUUUUAUAUUGUGGCUCAGGUUAUAUUUUGAAGUUUUGAGUUUAUCCUCCAAUAGGCAAUGAAGUAGACGAGGUUUUAUGAAGGAAGAACCAAGUCCCCGGAGUCCGGUGGCUGCUUCAACAGUAACGCAUCCUGCUGUAGACAGGACAGGUAUGUCCUGUUGAGAAUGGGAGCCGGCUGGUCCAGCGUCCUGGUCCCUCCUGCCUCUGCCACGCCCCUCACCUCACUGGCACUUUGAUAACUGACCGGAUGCGUUAAUGGGUCUUUUAGUUCUAAAGGGUGAACCACACUUUGAAAGCCCCUGAUGUGGUUUGGAGGGUGAGUGCUGGAGGCCCUUUUUCCUCCUUUCCCUUUGAGGUACUGAAAGGAUGAAAAGGUUGUAUCAUGUUUUGGGGAGAAUCUUACUUCUCAAGUGGAAAUUGCACUUUUUGCUGAAUCCUUUGCAUUUUUUUUUGGUAGUGAGCAGUUCAUUGAGUGUCAAGUCCUCAAAGGAAUGAGUUGGCCAGGCUAGGUCGGGUCCUCUUGACUUAACUUCAGAGGGGGCCUUUGCUCAGUAGGUGUGAAUCAGGGAAUCUCUGCUGUCCUUGGGGUGUUGCAUGAAGCUGAGUGUGGGUGGAUUCCUCCCAUGCCUUCACACUGCCUCCAACUCAUACAGAUCCUGGAGCGGUCUGUACUUCAUUCAUAGGUCCCUGUUCAGGUGGCAGUUCGGUGGGCUGUGACCCUCUCCCCUCCAAUUUGUCCAAAAUGACUGUGAUGGGUGGCAAAUCCCAGGUAGCUCCUAAGCCCUGCUCUGCCCGCGUCACUGCCACAGAGAAGUCAGAGGAAGGGACUUCUUGUGAAAAAAAAAAAAAAAAAAAAAAAAAUCCUUUAAAAGAUUAGAAUCCUUUAAAAGAUUAAAGCAAUGUAAUUGUAAACAUAUUGUAUAAAAAUGCAAAACACAGUAACCCUCUUCCCUUCCGCCUGGUGUGGGCUUGGGAAAUGGGCAAGCCGCCCCAGCAAUCUCGGGAGGAAGUCUUGGGGUGGAGCGGGCCGGGAUUCCAAAGGGGCAGGUCACACGGAGGUCAGGAUGCUUCUCUGCAUCCUGAAGAGGGCUGGGGACAGGGCCAGUGGGGGUGGUAAGGGUAUUUAUAGCACAGAGCUUGAAAAGGGAAGAUGAAUGUGUAAAUAUAAAGGACACCCAGGCUGGGGGUUGGUCAGAGGCAAGAGGAGGGUGCCUCUGAGCUUCUUCGAUCCCUCCCAGAAACAAUGAGUUAAAAUUGGAAGGGUCCAAUGGAAUUGUGGGGAUGGCGUGAGUGCCCGUGCUCAGUCUUUGACAAAUGCAUACAGAGAAGCAGCUGGCAUGGGUCUCACUGUCAAUGGAAGGGCCAAAGAUGGGUGGCCAGCUGGUUUGGGGGAUUUGGGCCAUUGAUACCAUCUCCCAAGAACAAGGACUUUUUGCUUCCAAAGUCGAAUCUCGUGACGAUCAGCACCAGCAGGAAAUGACAUUUGGUGUCUGCCCACUGUGGCCACACUGUGACCUCCAGCCAGGCUUCGGCCUAAUUGACUCCACUGGAUUUGUGCUUUGUUGAGUCGGAGCCUCCUGGGGGUUGGGGAUAGAGGGUCGGAGGUCAACUAUGCAGCCAAUCGCGUUUGUUUUUCAUCUGUGAUGAAAAAGCCUGGUUCCCUUUUGAAAUCCUUGAUUGUACUUAUUAAGCUAAACUAGUCUUGGUGACUGAUGCUGAUUUGCCUCAAAAGUCUUAAGUUCUGGGUUUUCAGACUACUGUGUAGCAGUUGUGUGUUUAACAUACCGUAGAUUUUUCUCCCUUGGGGGCACAUAUGACUAGGAUGUGUUGAUGUGGACUCUAAACUGUAAUUUUCUUGUAACUAUUUUGGAAUGAUGCAUAUUUCUAAUGUUUGUUAUACUUGUACAGAGUAUUGCUGUUGGUUGCUUUUUUUUUUUUUAAGGAAAAAAUGGCCUGAAAAAAAAUUUUUUUAAAGACUUACAAAUACCAAAUAUAAAAAAAAUGUCAGUG